This is a messenger RNA of Cetraspora pellucida, 171 nucleotides long. The record is from the annotation of a GenBank genome assembly. NCBI's taxonomy places the organism in Eukaryota, Fungi, Glomeromycota, Glomeromycetes, Diversisporales, Gigasporaceae.
AUGCUUUUUAUGAAAUUAAAAAAAGAAAAAGAAAAACUAAAUAUUAUCACUACUCAAAAUAAUAUUCAAGAAAUUUUACUAUAUAAUGGUAAUAAAUAUCAUAUGACUAUUCAAGAUAAAGUCAAUAAUAAUACUAUUAAUAAAAUCGAAGAAAUUAUUGAAACUGGCUAA